Molecule: messenger RNA, 486 nt
Organism: Hyaloscypha bicolor E
Lineage: Eukaryota; Fungi; Ascomycota; Leotiomycetes; Helotiales; Hyaloscyphaceae
Product: heterokaryon incompatibility
Exons: 1
Source: RefSeq, a predicted model, not a curated record
GCCCCGCGUUUCUAUGCCCUAUCGUAUACCUGGGGCACUGAUGAGGCCACCGAAUCCAUAUUAUGCAACGGACUCGCUAUGCAGAUCAAAGCUAAUCUGCACGAUGCUAUUCGCACACUAUUCAAUCCACCUAUGAGUCUCGACCUCCCUAUUUGGAUCGAUGCGGUCUGUAUCAACCAACACGAUGACGAGGAGAAAGCCGUCCAAGUGAGCCGGAUGGGGGAUAUCUAUCGGAAAGCAUACCAGGUUGUGGCUUGGCUUGGUCCAUCGGGACAGGAUAGUGAUCUCGCUAUGGAUUGGUUUGAACGGCUGAGCGUAGCUUUGCCACGAAUCCAAUUUCCACCUUGGCCUCCCGAGUUUGGAAAAUAUGGGCUUCCUGAAGCAGACGGUACAGUAUGGCCAGCCAUUGGCUACCUCUUUCGCCGGCCAUGGUUUGGGCGUCUCUGGACCUUUCAGGAGGCCGUGCUGGCAUCGGAUCUUCUAAUG